Messenger RNA from Klebsormidium nitens, 1560 nucleotides. Lineage: Eukaryota; Viridiplantae; Streptophyta; Klebsormidiophyceae; Klebsormidiales; Klebsormidiaceae. The record is from the annotation of a GenBank genome assembly.
CAAAGGGUGGAACUUGGAAGCCUGCAUCUUCUGGAAGAUGUCGCCCUCUAUUUAAGAAAAAGCGUUGCAAGCUAAACCACUCGUGCAUUGCCCGGAGACGGUUCCGACGCCAAUGGCUGCAGCCCUUGCAAGCGCUCCAGCCACAUCUGCAUGCUACCUGGAACGAAGCGCCUUCAGAUCCGCAGAUCGCACAACUGCAAGGGCCCACAUUUGCACUUCCGCAGCUCUGCAAAGACCAAAGAGCAAACGAUAUGUGAAUCGUACCCUUCUCAGAGCAACAGAAUCUAGGUUCGAAGACCUUGCUCUGAAUCCUUUUAUCGAAGAUCAGCAGAGUCUGAGGGGAACUAGAGGGGGACCGAUAAAAGCAACAAUGGCAGUUGCGGAGGAAACGAAGACAUCGGCAGCACACGGGAAGGCCACGCUGUACGAUGCGUCCAUUUCAAACAAUGGUGCCCGCGUGCGCUUUGUGAUCUACGGAAAGGGUUUAGAGGAUGAGAUCGAGAUGGCCAAACCAGCCGACCUCGGCGGGCUCAAGAGCGAGGCGUACUUGGCGCUCAACCCGGAGGGAAAGAUGCCGCUGCUAGUUACGCCAGAGGGGGAGGGCAUCCCUGAAAGCAAGGUAAUAGCUGAGUACCUCCUCGAUACCUACCGGGAAAAGGGACCAUCGUUUGAGCCCGAACCAGAGAACAAGCUUCGCUGCUCGCUCAUAGAGCGCAUCCACGACCUUUACAUCGCUGCCAAUCAAGGCUCCAUGUACAGAGCGAUGGACCCCUCUGCGCGGGAACAGGGCCUCAGAGAAAUUGCGAAGCAGCUGCGGAUCCUGGAGCGGUACGCGAAGGCUGAACCCUACCUAGCCGGACCGACCGAAACAGCGGCUGACCAUGCCGUUUUCCCAACCAUGGUAUUCAUUGACUACAUUACGCCCCGGGUCUAUGGAUGGAACACGUAUCUGGACGACAAACCCAAGCUAAAGAAAUGGUGGACAUUCAUGAGUGAGCAGCCGGUGGGCCGGCGGAUCCGCGACGAAGUCGAGGGCGCCCUGCAAAGCUGGUUCGAAAGCGGGCGCUUCGAGAAGCUGGGCAUCACGGACCUGGUGAAGGAAGAUCCCAAGAGGUUUACGAUUGAGGCCCUGGAGGCAGCGUCUUAGGCCGCUGUACAAAUUCAGUCAGUUGCACGGACGGGCCAGUCGAACUCAGUUCACUUGAGCCGGUGCCACACCGCAGUGCGCAUGAGGAGGUUGGGGCUGGGAAAACGCCAGCGCUUGUCGCCCCAUCGACCCCGUUCUAACAAAGACUGUCUGCUGCCCCGGCUAAAUUUUACAAGAAAUGUCAUUGAUGAGUCUGAGGCACUGAGGUAACGGUCGAUUCCACGCAUUCGAACCAUGCAAUUCGAGGCCGCGCUUCUUGGCUCGAGACACUAGCUAUGCUAGCACGCGCCCUUGUCAUUGCUGCAGAGGGAUGAUCUAGAGACCGCCGGUGCCACUGCCACUAGAUGCUUCGCCGCUGAUCUGCGACAAGGCCUCCGGUCACGGUACAAGUUGCCAUGGCAUACGUCAAUCAU